CUGAACCCAAGGCACUUCUGGAGGUUGCCCAGAGUUCCGGUUUACAUUUUGUGUCUUUGUAUUAUCAUUAAAAGAGCUCCCGUUCACUGUCAAAAGCGUACCAGAUGAAGAUAAAUGACACUGUCUUCCUAGUUCUAGUCAUUUUGGUUUGAGAUAGCAAUGAGGCUGGAAGGGAAAAGGAGGCGAGCAGGAGAGGGGCGUUCUCGCUAAUGGGUCCCGCGCUCGACUUCCGGUAGCCCUAAGACACUUAUUUCGAAACAUGGCCACCUGCAAGGAACGGCAUGUGUCGUUUCAAUUAGAGCUGUGCUAACUGAAGUGAGAUUCGUUUUCUAACUUCUCUCAGGGAGACUGAGAAAUUAAGCAAUAAUACUUCCCGAAACCAUCAGGAAGAAAAAUGUCAGUGACACUGCAUACAGAUGUAGGUGAUAUUAAAAUAGAAGUCUUCUGUGAAAGGACACCCAAAACAUGUGAGAAUUUCUUGGCUCUUUGUGCCAGUAAUUACUACAAUGGAUGUAUAUUUCAUAGAAAUAUCAAGGGUUUCAUGGUUCAAACAGGAGAUCCAACAGGUACCGGAAGAGGAGGUAACAGUAUCUGGGGCAAGAAAUUUGAGGAUGAAUAUAGUGAAUAUCUUAAGCACAAUGUUAGAGGUGUUGUAUCUAUGGCUAAUAAUGGCCCAAACACCAAUGGAUCUCAGUUCUUCAUCACCUAUGGCAAGCAGCCACAUUUGGAUAUGAAAUACACAGUAUUUGGAAAGGUAAUAGAUGGUCUAGAGACUCUAGAUGAAUUGGAGAAGUUACCAGUAAAUGAGAAGACAUACCGACCUCUUAAUGAUGUACACAUUAAGGACAUAACUAUUCAUGCCAAUCCAUUUGCACAGUAGCUAUAAUAGAUCUGGAAGAAUAUUUGGCAGACUAUUCAGAGGAACACACCUAUUGUGGUUUACCCAGUUUUAAAUUAUGUCAAGAGACUGCAUCAUCCUUCUGCUUGUUUACAACUAAGAUCUUCUAUGAGUUGGUGGUACCAAAGGGCCCUACACAGCUUUUAUUCCUGUUAUUAGAGCAUAUUCCUUACUAAAACUAGCAUCUAAUGUAUUUAAUUUUUUUAAGCCCUUUUGUUUAAUUAUUACAUAUAAACAUUCAUUCUUAAAUGCUGAGCCUCGGGGCACCUGAGUGGCUCAAUCAGUUGAGUGUCCCACUUAUGCUUAGGUCAUGAUCUCGUGGUUGUGAGUCUGAGCCCCACGUCAGGUUUACUGCUGUCAGGUCGGAACCCACUUGGAACCUCUGUCCCUUUCUCUCUGCCCCUCCCCCACUCACACUCUCUCUCAUAAAGAAACAUUUAAAAAUAAUUUAAAAAGACACUGAGCAAAAAACAAAGAAAUUCUGAGCCUUAAAUUCAAGUAUUUUUGAGCACCCUAGUUACAUAUUCCUGCCAUAUCUAGUCCAUAUCCUGGAAGUAUCCUUGUCCAUUAAUUAUUCACUUUGCAUAGUUAGAAAGGACAAGAUACAGAGAUGGUCUAGAAAAACCAGCCAAUCCAUUUGCUAUUUUCUGGUCUUUAGAAUUACAGUAAAGGCACAGAGAAGUCCUAUAGUACAGCAGACACUCAAUUGCCCAAUUUGCCCAUGGAACAUUUUUUUUAAGGCCUAUCAUUUACAGUACUGUAGGACAGAAUUCUACAGGUGAUCAUUUUGAAAAUGCGAUUAGUUGGUUAUAAGCACCAGUUGUGGAGUCCUGGACUGUUUGAAUCACAGCUCUGCCCCCUACUAGUAACUUUAGGCAGGUUAACAUCUCCAAGUUUUCUCAUCCCUAAAUAAUAUUCUCUCAUAAAACUAUUGCGAGGAUUAAAUGAGAUAAUGUGUAUAAAACUUC
Herpailurus yagouaroundi (jaguarundi) is the source of this 1866-nucleotide messenger RNA. It is a transcript of the gene PPIL3, whose product is annotated as peptidylprolyl isomerase like 3. The coding region runs from base 395 to 880 and encodes 161 amino acids. The record is from RefSeq and is a predicted model, not a curated record. Lineage: Eukaryota; Metazoa; Chordata; Mammalia; Carnivora; Felidae. Gene Ontology annotation, biological process: protein peptidyl-prolyl isomerization; protein folding. Gene Ontology annotation, cellular component: catalytic step 2 spliceosome. The transcript has 7 exons. Gene Ontology annotation, molecular function: peptidyl-prolyl cis-trans isomerase activity.